UGCAGCCGCGGAGCCGGACGUGUCCGCGAAGAUGGCGGGUCGGGUGAGUGCCGGCCCCGAACUUGCGGCUGGAGGCGGGGGUGCCGGGCUCGCGGGCACUCUGAGGUCCGGACGGCCCAGGGGAGGGGGGAGUAUGCAAGCUGCAAGAUGUCCUACAGAUGAAUUAUCUUUAACCAACUGUGCAGUUGUGAAUGAAAAGGAUUUCCAGCCUGGCCAGCAUGUGAUUGUGAGAACCUCUCCCAACCACAGGUACACAUUUACAUUGAGGACCCAUCCGUCAGUGGUUCCAGGGAGCAUUGCAUUCAGCUUACCUCAGCGAAAAUGGGCUGGACUUUCUAUUGGGCAAGAAAUAGAAGUAUCCUUAUAUACAUUUGACAAGGCCAAACAGUGCAUUGGCACAAUGACCAUCGAGAUUGAUUUCCUGCAGAAAAAGAGCAUUGACUCCAACCCUUAUGAUACUGACAAGAUGGCAGCAGAAUUCAUUCAGCAGUUCAACAACCAGGCAUUCUCAGUGGGACAGCAGCUUGUGUUUAGCUUCAACGAAAAGCUUUUUGGUUUGCUGGUAAAGGACAUCGAAGCCAUGGAUCCUAGCAUCCUGAAGGGAGAGCCUGCGACAGGUAAAAGACAGAAGAUUGAAGUAGGACUGGUUGUUGGAAACAGUCAAGUUGCAUUUGAAAAAGCAGAAAAUUCAUCACUUAAUCUUAUUGGCAAAGCUAAAACCAAGGAAAAUCGCCAAUCUAUCAUCAAUCCUGACUGGAACUUUGAAAAAAUGGGAAUAGGAGGUCUGGACAAGGAAUUUUCAGAUAUUUUCCGACGAGCAUUUGCGUCCCGAGUAUUUCCUCCAGAGAUUGUGGAGCAGAUGGGUUGCAAACAUGUUAAAGGCAUCCUGUUAUAUGGGCCCCCAGGUUGUGGUAAGACUCUCUUGGCUCGACAGAUUGGCAAGAUGUUGAAUGCAAGGGAGCCCAAAGUGGUCAAUGGGCCAGAAAUCCUUAACAAAUAUGUGGGAGAAUCAGAGGCUAACAUUCGUAAACUCUUUGCUGAUGCUGAAGAGGAGCAAAGGAGGCUUGGUGCUAACAGCGGUUUGCACAUAAUCAUCUUUGAUGAAAUUGAUGCCAUCUGCAAGCAGAGAGGGAGCAUGGCUGGUAGCACAGGAGUUCAUGACACUGUCGUCAACCAGUUGCUGUCCAAAAUUGAUGGGGUAGAGCAACUGAACAACAUCUUAGUCAUUGGAAUGACCAACAGACCAGAUCUGAUAGAUGAGGCUCUCCUUCGACCUGGAAGACUGGAAGUUAAAAUGGAGAUAGGCUUACCAGAUGAGAAAGGUCGACUACAGAUCCUUCACAUCCACACUGCAAGGAUGAGAGGGCAUCAGUUACUCUCUGCUGACGUAGACAUUAAAGAACUGGCUGUGGAGACCAAGAAUUUCAGCGGUGCUGAACUGGAGGGGCUGGUGCGGGCGGCACAGUCCACUGCUAUGAACCGACACAUCAAGGCCAGUACUAAGGUGGAAGUGGACAUGGAGAAAGCAGAGAGCCUGCAGGUGACAAGAGGAGACUUCCUUGCUUCUUUGGAGAAUGAUAUCAAACCAGCAUUUGGCACAAACCAAGAGGAUUAUGCAAGUUACAUUAUGAAUGGUAUUAUCAAAUGGGGUGAUCCAGUUACACGAGUUCUAGAAGAUGGGGAGCUGCUGGUUCAGCAGACUAAAAAUAGUGACCGCACGCCACUGGUUAGCGUCCUUUUGGAAGGCCCUCCUCAUAGUGGGAAGACUGCUUUAGCAGCGAAGAUUGCAGAGGAAUCCAACUUCCCCUUCAUCAAGAUCUGUUCUCCUGAUAAAAUGAUUGGCUUUUCUGAGACAGCCAAGUGUCAGGCCAUGAAGAAGAUCUUUGAUGAUGCGUACAAAUCCCAGCUUAGUUGUGUGGUUGUGGAUGACAUUGAAAGACUGCUUGAUUAUGUCCCUAUUGGCCCUCGAUUUUCUAAUCUGGUAUUACAGGCUCUUCUUGUGCUUCUCAAAAAGGCACCUCCUCAGGGCCGCAAGCUUCUUAUCAUUGGGACCACUAGCCGCAAAGAUGUCCUUCAGGAGAUGGAGAUGCUGAACGCUUUCAGCACCACCGUCCACGUGCCCAACAUUGCUACAGGAGAGCAGCUGUUGGAGGCUCUGGAGCUUUUGGGCAACUUCAAAGAUAAGGAACGUACCACAAUUUCACAGCAAGUCAAAGGGAAGAAGGUCUGGAUAGGCAUCAAGAAGUUACUAAUGUUGAUUGAGAUGUCGCUCCAGAUGGAUCCUGAAUACCGUGUGAGAAAAUUCCUGGCCCUCUUAGGAGAAGAAGGAGCUAGCCCCCUGGACUUUGAAAAUGGACUCUUUGCACACACAUAGUGACCAAGGGAAGUGACCAAGGUGAAGACGGCCUGGGAUCUUCACUCAACUUACUCAAGAUCCUAGACAAAGUGAAAUGAUCCCUACCUUCAACGUGUGCUCACUCUGCAUGAUUAGUGCAAUAAAACUCCCUUCCUUGUGCUUA
This is a messenger RNA of Mirounga angustirostris (Northern elephant seal), 2519 nucleotides long. RefSeq names its product N-ethylmaleimide sensitive factor, vesicle fusing ATPase (gene NSF). Bases 32 to 2374 code for a protein of 780 amino acids. Lineage: Eukaryota; Metazoa; Chordata; Mammalia; Carnivora; Phocidae. The record is from RefSeq and is a predicted model, not a curated record. Gene Ontology annotation, cellular component: Golgi stack. The transcript has 21 exons. Gene Ontology annotation, molecular function: ATP hydrolysis activity; ATP binding. Gene Ontology annotation, biological process: intra-Golgi vesicle-mediated transport; SNARE complex disassembly; Golgi to plasma membrane protein transport.